Messenger RNA from Cephus cinctus (wheat stem sawfly), 4631 nucleotides. It is a transcript of the gene Zmynd8, whose product is annotated as protein kinase C-binding protein 1. The coding region runs from base 466 to 3840 and encodes 1124 amino acids. The record is from RefSeq and is a predicted model, not a curated record. Gene Ontology annotation, molecular function: protein binding. Gene Ontology annotation, biological process: regulation of DNA-templated transcription. Lineage: Eukaryota; Metazoa; Arthropoda; Insecta; Hymenoptera; Cephidae. The transcript is spliced from 8 exons.
ACUGAAAAAUCUUCACAAAUUAAAGGAGAAUUCUUCUAGAAGCCGUUCAUUGAGAUAAAAUCUAGAGAAUCUAACAGAAUUAUUGCUGCUGUCAUAAAAUCUAUUAAGAGAAAUCCUGCUGUCAGAAGACCAGUCUCUUUGGGGUGAACAGGUACCGCGUGCGAGCACUAGGUCUAGGUAACCACGUGAUCCUGACACUUGAUGAGACUGAUAAGAGAUGGCGAUGCAGUCGCGGGCAAGGUUGGCAUAGGAAAAGGAAGGAAAGCCCUGCUCCAAAAGCAGCAUAAGCCGUGCGAGUAGGAGAUACACUGGCGGACUUUCGAUGCCGUUUACCAAGGCGCAUAGUGAGUUGUACGUACGGGAAGCCAUUCUCGCAUCCUCGAGACCUCGACCAUACGCGCGAUAAUGGAAAAUCGUACGUGAAAGCCUGCGCAAGGUAUUCGUUGGUGAAAGGUAUGAAUCAAGAUGGCGUCUCUUAGCAAUGAUAAAGCUAUUACUAAAGAUGCUGCCGAGAAGAAACCUAAAGAGAAGAGUCUAGCAAAGGAUUUGGAAAAUGUAAGUAAGGAUAGUAAAAAUAUGCUGGAUACAUCGACUGAAGAUGCAAAGGACAAGAAGCUGGAAAUCAGUCCUGGAUCGGAUAAUUUAAAUUGUCCCAGUAAGGAAAGUAAAAAGGAGUAUAACCCAGAAGAUAUUAAAACACUGGAAACAGAGUUCAAAAAGCCAGAAAGUGAUUUGAAAAUAGAGGAAGCCAAUGAGUGCACAGCACAGGAUUCACAGCCCUUAGAUAUAAGAAUAUCGUCAUUACUGGCAAGUAAGGACACUAAAAAUGGGGAAGAGAUUCGGGUGGAGGAGGCAGCUAAAAACGAAAAGGAAGGAAAAAGAAAACGAAGGAACCCGAGUGUACAAAGCGGCGACCUAUCAUCCUCCGAGGAUGGUACCAGGAUCAAGAGGAAGAGGUCAAAGAGCGUGAGCGAUGGAUUCUGCUGGAGAUGUCACAAGGAAUCCGUGGAGGCACAGUGCAGUGCGUGUCCUCGUUCCUGGCAUCGUAAAUGCAUGGGUGGUGCGCCACCCACAUCGGUACAAAAUUGGAUAUGCGGGGAGUGCGCUACCAUCCUCAGGGCGGAGAACGCGGAGACACGUUCCCCAGCCAUGUCGCAACUGUCCGUGGAUCAAUUGUGCAUGUUGCUCAAACACGUGGUCGAAAGGAUGCGACACUAUCCCGGGUCCGAACCAUUUUGGAAAGCGGUGGAUCUGUCCGAGGUACCGAACUACCUGGACUACGUGGUGAAGCCAAUGGAUUUGUCUCUCCUGGAGUCGAACGUUCGUGCAAAACUCUACGGAAGUACGGACGCCUUCAUGGCGGAUGCCAAGUGGAUUCAGCACAACUGCAUUGUAUUCAAUACGUGUGGCGGAGUCUACGCGGACACGUCCAAACUAACGAACGCUGCCCGACAAAUAAUAAAGGCAGCGCGACAAGAGGUUUCAGAGAUAGAGGCCUGCCCGGACUGUUAUGCUCACGGUAGGAAUCUACCACGUCCCCAACCGUCCUGGUUCAUCGAGCCUUGUCGACGACCUCAUCCUCUGGUAUGGGCCAAGCUCAAGGGAUUCCCAUACUGGCCAGCUAAGGCAAUGCCCCGGGUGAACGGCCAGGGCUACGUGGACGUACGCUUCUUCGGGGCUCACGAUCGCGCUUGGAUAUCGCCCAGGGAUCUAUACCUGUACUCCGAGGACCCUCCGUCGCCGUUACCGCGAAAGCGAAAGUUGGACAUGGACGAGUGCGUUCGCGAGAUUACGCGCCAUUGUAGAAAGUUGGAAUUGGUCUUUGGGCAAUUUCGUUUCGCGCCGCCCAAGAUACAGUACAAUCCCCAGGACCCGAUGCAGAUCAAAUUGAUGCUACCCAAUUACGAUCCUCUUCAUCCUAAUAUCACUCCAGAGAUACAGACAGUGCCACCUAAGAGGAAGUCCUUGCAGAAGAAACGGGCUCCACUCUUUAGGAAAAAGGCACUGAUCAGUGAAUCCCCUACAAAUACUACGGCGGAUUCAGCUAACGACUCGGUGGCGCAACGACUGGACUCGAAUAGCGAUUGCGAAAAGUAUAUAGAGAUAAUUAGGAUAGGGAAGACAUCGACACUGGGUAAAAAAACCGAGAGAACGACGUCGUCCUCUAAGGAAGACAUCGUAGUCGCGCCAACGGGUAAGAAGCAAAAGGUGCGCAACAGAAGGAGUUCCGCGCUUGAUACACGGACUUCCGGUCAGACCGCAUCCAAAGCGUCCUCCGAGAAGGAUGCGCUGAUUAGAUUAAAACCAAGCAACGAACUAAUAAACAACGUGAUAACCGACAAAGAGAGUUCGAAGGAUGUUCCUGAGAAGAGAAAAGCUAACGCUACCAGACAGGCAUCCGCGGACAAAAGACUGUCGCAGAAGGGUGGUAGAACGUCCGAGGGUGAGUCUAAUAUAAAGAAUCCAAAUUUUAAGACUUACUCUCUGCCUGGUUCACCAGUUAACGCACCGGCAGGACUCAAGCCAAUUAAGAAUCUGGUGAGAGUUUAUAAGCCAAAGACGCGGAUGGUCAAUCAGGUCAAUGCUGAAAUGGCUAAGGAAUCAGCGACUGACGCAAAGGAGACAAAGGAGACAGGAGGAACUGUCGACAGGAUAGAGUCUAACGAAAUCCCGGCGGAAGUUGACGCGUCUACCAAUAACAGUUCCGUUUCUCCUGUGAGUUCUACGGUGCCUAUCGCGACGCCUACUACGGUACCGGAUACUACUACGAAUUCAGUCCCAAGCUCAAAGGACGUUAAACAUAAUAAUAGUCAGGCUACCCACGUCACACCCAUAUCUUCAAAUUCCACAGGGGAACAACCCCUGGCAUUCUUUUUCCUGGUGAACAACAGCAAGCCCGAGCUGAGGAAGAGGCCUGCCUCCUUAGAAAACAAUUUUCCCAGUACAGAGACUCUGGCAAUAGUGAAACAAGAGCCCAGAGAUCAUCACGCGUCGCCCCAAUCUGCUCAAAAGAGAGAAAGCAAAGCCCGGAAGUCAUUCCCAAACAAACCUCCGGUCUAUCCUCAAAUAGCACCGCGUUCCCCCCCGAAGGCGCCAUCAAGUCCACCGGACGCAAUGGUAUACAUUCCGGGUCAUAGAGAUGAGAAUGAAUUGGCUUACCAGCUACCGCCACCGGAAGCAGGACCUCUCAGUGCGCAGCUUCAUCGUGGAGCACAAGAGCUCGCAAGAAGAAUGGCCCAGCUGAUGGAGGAGGCCCUGAGGGAGUCGGCGCAGACUGGUUUAAAUCCUCAGGACGAUCCUGGUGACAAUGGACAAGCCACAAUACAUUUUUUGAAAUUACAAAUUGAACGCAUGAGAUGGCAACACCAACAACAGCUCACAGAGCUCAAGCACAAUACAGAUCUGACCCUCAGAGAGAUGAGAGCCAGCUUAGAGGCAGAGAGACAUCGUGCAGUGGAGGAGGCACGUCGUCAGGCCGAGGAGGAGAAGUUACGUUCCGUAGAAGAGACAAAACGGAAGCAAUGGUGCGCCCUUUGCGGAAACGAGGCACUGUUCUACUGCUGCUGGAACACAGCGUACUGCGACUACCCUUGCCAACAGGCCCACUGGCCGUCCCACAUGAGAACCUGCGCCCAGAAACCUCCCCAAAAUACAAUCCUAGGAACAACCGCGACGAACUCCAACAACAAUCAGCAGCAGAAUGGUAAUAGUGCCAAGACGUGCAGCCCUGCUGGCAGGGUUUACACCCUACAGAAUGGUGAGGUAAAAGUGAUGCCGACUUCCUCACCCUGUACGUCGCACGCGUUACCCAUCAAGGCACUAAAGGUUCAUCAGCACUGAAUUGUUUCACUAAUUGAAAAAAAAAAAAAAAGACAAACUAUCCGACGCCUUUACCAGAAAAGUUGCUCCAGAGGAGACAAAAAACAAAAAGAAAACAGCUAAACACUAUGAACUAUUUUGACAAUGCGUUUUAGUAUGUCGCUCACAUUGUAAAUUCGCAAUACAACAAAUCUGACAAGUAUAGAAUUCUCACUCUUAAAAAGCAAUGUUUGUCAAACGUAAAACAGACUAAAAUUAAUAUUUAAUGUAGAAUUAAUGCGUGAUGUGAAAAUUUUUCUUUUGUUUUUUACACGCACACACGCAUAUAUAUAUGAAUUCUAUUCAUGCAUUGAUCUAUGAGAGUAUGGUACUUACCGAUUCUCCAGGUAUACAGGAUUGUAUCGCACCUGUACCUGACUCUAAGCAGACUGUACCUUCAUAGCAUUUUUCUCCUUUUUGUUUUUCUCUUCCCCUUCAAUUACUUCUAACGAUGCGAAGGUUCAUAGGUCAAUGGACGGGAUAUUGUGCGCAAAGGAAAAAAAGGAGUAUAUAUAUAUAAUAAGAAUAAUAAUAAUACAAUGAGAGAAUAACGAGUUUUGAAGAAAAAAUUGAUUAGUUAAUUGAAUACCGAACAACCUUUCUGGCAUCGACGUUGUAAUCCUGUGUAGAUAUGUACCCGUUAUAAUUAUAAAUAAUUGAGUACGCGUUAUCACCUUUUUCGUAUCAAAGGUAUACUAUUGAGCCUAAGCUCAGACUCAAGCAUUCAUUAUUGCUCGCAGUACUAUUAAUAAGUAAAUAAAUAAAAAAAAAAA